UCCCGUUAAUCUGACAACGAAGCAGCGUCGAAAUCCUCACGGACCUUGGAGGGUUACAUUUACCCAAAACUUAUUUUCAAAUGGGCCCCGUCGCCUAGCGUUUACUCCCCCAGCCUCGCCGACUGAGUUGAAUUGGGUGCUACAGAACAUCAAGCAGGUCAGGAAAAGGCUUCCAUCAAGCACAAGGAACAGAGACCAACAACAGAAGAAUGGCAGCUAUUCCAGCAGGCGGUUCUCUUGUGGCGACCACUGACUACUACCGAAGGCGCAUUGGCUCUACGUCCAGCAGUAGCUCUUGUGGCAGUUCGGAGUACAGCGGGGAGGUCAUCCCUCACCAUCCAGGACUCCCCAAGCAGGACUCUGGCCAUUGGUGGUCCAGUUUCUUCUUUGGGAAGCAGCCGGGGAUGACCCCAUUGACUGAGGAGGCACAGCAGAAGGCGGGGGUCACAGGUGCGGUGACGAACGGUCAGAUCACCUGCGUUGCCAGGGAGAUGGUGAUGCAGCGGCAGGUCAGUGAGAGCAGCGACGCAGGAACCCCCACCUCCUCCUGAUCCUGCAGUCUCACUCCAAUCCACACCGCACCUCGGGGGAGGGGGAUCAAACCAACGACCAACGCUAGGGGACGGGAGGAUGUCCCGUUUACAACCAUUUUCUUUUUUUUUUUGUUUUUUUUUAUAUUAUUAUUCAUUACAGUGUAGGCUGCCAUCCUUGUUUUUGUUUCUGUAACCUUGUCUUUUUUAUUGACAGCCAAAAAAAAACAACAUUGAAAUAAUCCAAAAAAAAAACAAUGAUGAAACUGAUGAGUUCCUUUCUUUUGUUAACAUUUGUAAUGUUCUGUGUUUGUAAUACUGUAUUGCAUUGACACACUGUGGUUUUUACACAUCCACUUGCCUUUUGUUAAACCUUUUUUCACUUUGUCACCCUGUGAAAAUUGCAAUAAACGCAAUAAAUUAGACUCUUGCAGCCUAAA
This is a messenger RNA of Mugil cephalus (flathead mullet), 970 nucleotides long. It is a transcript of the gene ppdpfb, whose product is annotated as pancreatic progenitor cell differentiation and proliferation factor b. Bases 210 to 551 code for a protein of 113 amino acids. Lineage: Eukaryota; Metazoa; Chordata; Actinopteri; Mugiliformes; Mugilidae. Gene Ontology annotation, biological process: multicellular organism development; cell differentiation. The transcript has 5 exons. The record is from RefSeq and is a predicted model, not a curated record.